AUGCCAAAUCAGACUAUUGUAACAGAGUUCAUUCUCCUAGGACAUUCACAGAACCCAAAAUUUCAGAAAAUAAUAUUUGUUGUAUUUUUGUUCACCUAUAUUGCAACCAUGGGAGGCAACAUAAUGAUUGCAGUAACCAUCCUCUGCAGUCCUGCACUGCUUGGAUCACCUAUGUACUUCUUGGCAUUUCUGUCCUUCUUGGAUGCAUGCAUUACUUCAGUCAUUUCAGCAAAGAUGAUUGCUGACUCCCUCGAUGACAGCAAAACCAUCUCCUUUGAAGGCUGCAUGACACAGAUCUUUGCUGUACACUUCUUUGCUGCAGUAGAAGUGAUUGUCCUCAUAGUGAUGGCCUGUGACCGCUAUGUAGCCAUUUGUAAGCCCUUACAUUACUCUUCCAUAAUGAACUGGAGGCACUGUGGCACUCUGGUGGGUGUGGCAUGGGCAGGGGGAUUCUUGCAUUCUAUCAUACAAAUAAUCUUCAUGUUGCAGUUACCAUUUUGUGGGCCUAAUGUCAUUGAUCACUUCAUGUGUGACUUGUUCCCAUUACUGGAGUUGUCCUGCACUGACAUAGAAAUAAAUACUCAAAUAUAUUAUUCAAUUUUAAUUCUUCUGAAGGAACAGGUUUCACACCACAGCCAGCAGCAGCAGCAGACACCGCAGUCAGCUCAUCCUCUCAGCGGGAUCUCUGUCCGAAGUCUCCCUGCAGCGCAGCAGCGAGUUGCAGGUCCGGGUCAGGCUCCUCUCUGUGGGCCGGGUGACCUGAUUCCUCCGUUCCUCCUGCUGGGCGGCUGUCAGCUAAGCUGUCCUCGGGUCCGUUGCCCUGCUGCUGACUACACCACCUUAGUCGCUCUGGAAGCCAUCCGGCUUGGUUUUCAUCCUAUUCCAUUCUGCUCUUCUGGGCUAAGCAGGCUACUGCUUCAAAAUAAGGAUUUAAUACUUUUCCUGGUGAUACAGGCAGAGGCAGCCAUGAAAGUGGUGUCCCUUCUGCCAUAA
This is a messenger RNA of Arvicola amphibius (Eurasian water vole), 993 nucleotides long. Its product is annotated as olfactory receptor 4C15-like. The transcript is spliced from 3 exons. Gene Ontology annotation, cellular component: membrane. NCBI's taxonomy places the organism in Eukaryota, Metazoa, Chordata, Mammalia, Rodentia, Cricetidae. The coding region runs from base 1 to 993 and encodes 330 amino acids. The record is from RefSeq and is a predicted model, not a curated record. Gene Ontology annotation, biological process: G protein-coupled receptor signaling pathway. Gene Ontology annotation, molecular function: olfactory receptor activity; G protein-coupled receptor activity.